This is a messenger RNA of Paramacrobiotus metropolitanus, 1408 nucleotides long. RefSeq names its product dachshund homolog 1-like. Gene Ontology annotation, molecular function: protein binding. The transcript has 5 exons. Bases 59 to 1051 code for a protein of 330 amino acids. Lineage: Eukaryota; Metazoa; Tardigrada; Eutardigrada; Parachela; Macrobiotidae. The record is from RefSeq and is a predicted model, not a curated record.
CGAAGGAAGAAUGCGCUCACUCAUGGUUAAAUAUUUUUAAAUAAUUCCUUAGAAAAAAAUGGCAUCGUUGUUCGGUGUAGCGUUAGUAGUGCUCCUCGGAGCGUCGGGUGCUUUAUCUCAAGUUAUCAGUGGGUCAUCAUCGUGCAGCUGCAACUAUGGACCGUCGUCUUACGUCUCCGUCUGCGGAUCCGACGGGGUGACCUAUCCCACUGUCUGCGCGUUAAAUGCGGCGCAACAGACCAAUUUCAAUCUGGGCAUCCGCGGAGUGGGAGCGUGCUCGGCCGUCAACCAACAGAACACAAAUUUUGCACGCCGCUGCCCCGCCAACGGAGGGGGAAUUGUGACAGCGCCCCCAACGCAGCCCACGCAACCGCCCACCCAACCUCCGACCACCCAGCCACCCCCGACGACUCCCACGACCACCACCCCACCACCGACCACCACCACGACGGCGACCACACAACCCACACCCGGAUCACCGCCGCCCAUCGUCCCGUUCGCUGCCCGGCCCAAUUUCCCCGGACGCAGCAAGCGCCAAGCGCCUGCCAUUGAUGACCGCCACUACGGUUACGGCGGGGGUAAUUACGGGUACAACGACUAUUACGGCGGCGGUUAUGGUGGCGGUUAUGGUGGUGGUUACGGACCGAGCUAUGGCUACGGAAACAAUUACUAUAACCAGCCGUACUACGGAGGCGGAUAUCCGUCGUAUAACUACGGCGGAUAUUACAACCAACCUUACUACCCCCCAUCGUACUACUACGCGCCGGUGAUUGUCCCGCUGCCCUAUAUCUUCUCCAGCACUGUCUGCUUCAGCAACGGCACUACCGUCACCGCCAGCUCUGACCGCAUCCGCUGUGCGGUGGCUACCAAUCCCGGCUUGUCCAUCCGUUGCCACACCAGCUGCGCGCAGUGCGCCAGCCGUCCCGUCUGUCCCGUGCCGCAGCCUGGCUCGGUCACGCCCGCCCCGGUUACCGUCCCACCCGGCGGCACUCCGCCACCGCAAAUCGAUCCUUUCUCCAUUAUUACACGACUCUUCCAGUUCGAUGAGUAAUAUUUUCAUGCAGCUCGUUGAUCACGCGUUAUCAGUUGAGUUGACCUUUGGCUCUAUUUUUCUGUCCUCGGUUUUAAUGGAAUUUCUUGUGUUAAUUCGUGCGAUAUCGAUAUCGUAAUACAAUAAUGUAAUCGCUACUGGUGUGAUGAGAAAAUUGAUGGUAACAAUAAUAAUUAUUUAUUGAUACUGAAGAGUUUUUGUAGCAUGGGAUUUUCUUGUUGCGUGAAUUAGUGUAAAGAAAUGAUGAGCAGUGUGGUUCGAAAGUAUUUACUUGAAAUUCUUUGCAUGGGUAAUUUGACUACUUUGGAUUCAAAAGGAACAAAAGAAGAAAUAACAUAAGCCCUUAAUCAUAAUAAA